CUCUGAUAGCUAAGCUCUCCUGCUUUCAGUCGUCCUUCAGUACUGUCGGGGAGAGUUCUCCUGUAGACCCAAUCAUCCUCUAACUUUUAACAAUGGCGGGGACACUUGCUCGCAAAGCCAUCGACCACCUGAAGAGCAAAGACUUCAGAGAUUAUUUAAUGAGCACGCAUUUCUGGGGUCCAGUCGCAAACUGGGGUCUUCCCAUUGCUGCCAUCACAGAUAUGAAGAAGAGCCCUGAAAUCAUCAGCGGCAGGAUGACCUUCGCUCUGUGCUGUUACUCUCUCCUCUUCAUGAGGUUCGCCUACAAGGUUCAGCCUCGUAACUGGCUCCUCUUUGCCUGCCACCUGACCAACGAGGGAGCACAGCUGGUCCAGGGAGGUCGACUCAUCAAAUACAACAUGGAGAAGAAGAUGGGAUCAUAGUGGUGAAAAGAAGAUGGUAGAACACAGAAUGCUGCUUCUACAACCCACUAAAGUUGCACACCUGAACUCGUUUUGGCUCGAUCCACAUGACAAAAAAUAAACUUUGGUUCUUAAUCAGAAAUAUUCAAAUAUAAAUUGUGAUAUCAUUGCAUCGAUUUAUCGGUUAGUGGUUUCCCUAUGGGUUCCCUUUCUCACUAAUCUAUUAGUGUUGGCUUUUUUUUUUUUUUUUUUUACCUAGUUGAAUUUGAUCAAUCCAUCACUUACCACCUGUCCAUCAGGGUCACUCAUGGAGGACUGGUUACCUACCAGGACAAGUUACCAGGAAGCUAGUUGAAUUUUACUAGCUAAGUUAAAGAGUUUGUUGACCUAACCAUUUUAAUUCCAGCAUUUUCCUAAUAAAAAUGUGAAUAUUCA
Messenger RNA from Cyprinodon tularosa, 836 nucleotides. RefSeq names its product mitochondrial pyruvate carrier 1 (gene mpc1). Gene Ontology annotation, biological process: pyruvate import into mitochondria. The record is from RefSeq and is a predicted model, not a curated record. Bases 93 to 422 code for a protein of 109 amino acids. Lineage: Eukaryota; Metazoa; Chordata; Actinopteri; Cyprinodontiformes; Cyprinodontidae. The transcript is spliced from 5 exons. Gene Ontology annotation, cellular component: mitochondrial inner membrane.